Molecule: messenger RNA, 725 nt
Organism: Cucumis melo (muskmelon)
Lineage: Eukaryota; Viridiplantae; Streptophyta; Magnoliopsida; Cucurbitales; Cucurbitaceae
Product: general transcription and DNA repair factor IIH subunit TFB5
Exons: 3
Coding region: 281-493 (70 amino acids)
Biological process (GO): nucleotide-excision repair, preincision complex assembly; nucleotide-excision repair; transcription by RNA polymerase II
Cellular component (GO): transcription factor TFIIH core complex; transcription factor TFIIH holo complex
Source: RefSeq, a predicted model, not a curated record
UUAGACUAAUCGAAGGUAUUUUCAAAUGAACCAAAAUAUAUGAAAUAUACAUUGGGAGUCUGUGUUUAAGAGAACCUCUAAAGAAAAGAAAGAAAAGGUCUUUCUUCCCGUCGGCCACACUCUCUCGCUUGAUCGCACAGCAAGGCCAUCCCCCCAUCUCCGAUCGUUCUGCUGCCGGCCGGCCAGUCGUGUAGAAUUGCCAGCAGUCCGCCGGAGGUAAGGGACUGAGUUUCAGUUAAAUUUGUUCUGCUGCUGUUUGAGGGACGGCGUUUUUGACAUCAUGGUUAAUGCUAUUAAAGGGAUGUUCAUCUCCUGUGACGUACCUAUGGCACAAUUUAUCAUCAAUUACAAUGCCUCCUUGCCUGCAUCCCAUAGAUUUAUAAUCCAUAUACUGGAUAACACUCACAUGUUUGUGCAACCCCAUGUAGCUGACAUGAUUCGGAACGCCAUCUCAGAAUUUCGAGAUCAGAUUUCUUAUGAGAAACCUACUUGAGCCAUGUUGUUAAUCGAAGUUUCACUAUAUAAUUGUAUUUUUUUUUUUUUUUUUUGGAGUUAUAGAUUUUGCUUCUAAAAUUUAUUGUGCAUUUAAACAGUUUUACUUUGUAGUGAUGUCUCUCCACUAUGCAAUGUAUAUCAUCUGACUUGAAGAUCUAAAAUGGCAGAGACUGGUCAUUUUUAAGGUGGACACCAAAUUUAAAAUAAUAUAUUUCUCUUUAAAAAGGUAA